AUGUGGAUGUUAACUCUGUGUUCCCUGCUGGGGUUUGUGUUAGAGCUCUGUAUAUCCAACACGGUUAUACAUUCCGGAUCGUUUUGUCCGGAGAUAUUUCCUUCUAAAUCUGGAGUGUGUCCCAGACUUUCUUUGUGGACAUCAUGUGACUGUAAGAAAGAAAACGUAUGGUGCGAGAAAGAUACUGAUUGCCCAGGAAGACAGAAAUGCUGUAUUUUUGGUUGCGGUUGCAGAACAAUGUGUAUAAAACCAGACUUUAAUGGCAUCGUAUUAUAUCCCCCUCCACUCAAUUCAAUCUGUCAAUUACCCAGAAUUCCCGGACCUUGCAUAGCCGCCAUUCCUCGCUGGUGGUAUAACAUAGCUUCCGGUCAGUGUGAGAUGUUUCGCUUCGGGGGAUGUUGUGGAAAUAACAAUAAUUUCCUGACCAAAGAAGACUGUGAACUGAGUUGUUUAACUGUUCAGCACAAAUAAACCUUU
Molecule: messenger RNA, 477 nt
Organism: Saccostrea echinata
Lineage: Eukaryota; Metazoa; Mollusca; Bivalvia; Ostreida; Ostreidae
Product: eppin-like
Exons: 4
Coding region: 1-471 (156 amino acids)
Biological process (GO): negative regulation of peptidase activity
Cellular component (GO): extracellular region
Molecular function (GO): serine-type endopeptidase inhibitor activity
Source: RefSeq, a predicted model, not a curated record